GAUCUGCCCACCCGCCGCCGUCAAUCGACCCUCGAUCCCAGCCCAGCUCAGCCGCGUCUUCGUUGCGGGUCGUCGACUACUUGAAGCCGCUCAUCCAGAGACUCAUCUCCUCCGGCUCAUCUUUGAAUCAGCCAGCACGCCAGCCACACAGCCAUCCUUGAUCAUCCGUCUGCGCGAUGGCCUCCCUCCUCGUCACCAUCCUCGAUUGGGUCGUAUUCCUGUGGGAUCAGUACUGGAUCUGGGCCAAGUACCUAUGGUGCCUCCUUCAGUGGUAUGCUUUUGAGAGCUUUCCGAACGAAACAGACGCCUGGGCAAAGUUCCGCCAGUCCGUUACCGUCAUCGGCGAUGAUAUCGCCUGGGGAUAUGGAGACUCGGUCGGGAUUGGACAGAUCCCAGGUAUCGCAACGUAUCUGGCAAAGCUCCUCUCGAAAGAGAGCAGUCUGAGGCAGUCGUGGCGGUUUCACAACCGGGGAUAUUGUGGUUCAACGACUCGCGAUUGGCUGCCGCAGUCUGAACGGAAACCUGGUGUCAAGUCCCUCCAGCUGUUCGAUAAAACUUUUGCCUCCAAAAAGAUCGAGGAAUCAGCCGCCGUUAUCAUUGCCCUGGGCCUCAACGACGCCAGACCGCGAAGCGGGGAAGCACCGAUCUCGCCAGAAGAGACCCUGGAGAACUUGAUCGCCAUUGUCCGAGUGCUCCGAAACAAGGGCAUGGAUGUCUACGUGUCCACGUUCCCAACGAUGGGAGACUUGAAGCUCGAUGGGAAGGAAGUUGCAGAGCAAAACGCCCGCAGAAACGAGCUCGUUCAGGAGUGGCUCAAAAACAACCAGACCGAAGGUGUCUUUGUCGGACCACGCCUUGACUCGUCCAACUAUGAGUAUCGACAUCCCUCGUUGUUCUAUAGAGAUAGAUACUUCUCGCUCAAGGGCUAUGAGAAGUUUUCCAAGGAUCUGGUCGAGAUCAUGCUCAGCCACUUGGUCAAGCGUGAGUUUGCUCUCUUCCGGAAGCAUCUGAAGAUGUGAGGGGCAAUCUGGCGAGCCAAUGUCCCCGCAGCCCGUCCUGGUGACUGCCUCUCCAUCAGUGAAGCCGCCCCCAGCUCAAGGGAAUGCAAUAAAGAUUCAGAUAGACACUUUA
Molecule: messenger RNA, 1131 nt
Organism: Polychytrium aggregatum
Lineage: Eukaryota; Fungi; Chytridiomycota; Chytridiomycetes; Polychytriales
Product: SGNH hydrolase-type esterase domain-containing protein
Exons: 9
Coding region: 177-1019 (280 amino acids)
Source: RefSeq, a predicted model, not a curated record